AUGGAUUCAGGACUUGCUGUUAAUAACCCCGCAAUAAAUGAGGGUUCUCAAGGCCUUAAUGAGGGUUGUGAACUGCAAGAUGCUGCAUUACUAGUCACACAACCAGGAUUUGUACCACAGAAAACCUCUACAAAAUCUUCAAGACUUAGUCUUAGUCGGAAACGUAAGCAGGCCCAUUCUAUUACCAGUGGUAAAAGGACAUGCCCGGACCAUACACUAGUUUCUGAUGUGCAACCUCUGGAUACUACCACAGAUUUCAUUAAAACAGUUGAUUUCUAUACAGAAAACCUGUUAGGAGCUGGAGAUGUCACAAAUUCAUGGUAUGCAGCGUUGGCUAGGGGCUCAGAAGCUAAUGGUGAUGCAAUAGUACCGGUAGUUAAUACCGUACUGCCAUCGUCUUUGGACCCGCAGACAUCUGUGGCGGUUAAUCUGCCAAGUGUGGUUGGUGCCGGUGUUGAGGAUGAAUCUUCUGUGAUUUUUGAAACAUCUCUACCUACAAACCAGGAACAUUUCAUCAAUGAGUUGUUGCAGGAAUUGACAGCUCGAGUGAGAAGACAGGCUGAAGGCAUCGCUGCCAUAAUUUCAAGGUGUACAGAUCAAGACGUAUUGCUGAGAAGACUGACUGAAGGCAUCGCUGCCAUAAUUUCGUGGUCUAAAGAUCAAGAGUUAUUGACCAGACUUAUAUUUGAAGCUCACAAAAAGACUUCUGAAGAACAAAACUUGGUGAACAGAGUGCUGCUUGAUCGAUUGGGGGACGUUGAAAAAGCCCAGAGAAAGGAGUUCGAUGUACAGCGAAACACGGUAAUUCUAAUACAACAAGUUAAAGAUGCUGUUUCACACAAUAAUGGUUUAUAG
Misgurnus anguillicaudatus (oriental weatherfish) is the source of this 855-nucleotide messenger RNA. Lineage: Eukaryota; Metazoa; Chordata; Actinopteri; Cypriniformes; Cobitidae. The record is from RefSeq and is a predicted model, not a curated record.